AUGUGGACUCUGAAUAGGACUUCAGUGAAUGGAUUCAUUCUUCUUGGCUUUACCAGCCAUCCUGUACUGCAGCCUCUCCUCUUGGUGUUAUUUUUCACUUUGUCUCUCAUCACUGUUCUUGGGAACAGCCUGAUCAUCUUCUUGGUCUGGAUCAACUCCCGUCUCCACACAGCCAUGUAUUUUUUCAUUGGUAACUUAUCUUUGCUGGAUAUAUUCUUUACACUGAUCACUACCCCUCAGAUGCUAGCCCACAUGGUUUCUAAUACUAAGGCCAUCUCUUACAACAGAUGCAUGUCCCAACUGAACUUAACUCUCUCCUGUGGGAUAACUGAAUGUUUCAUUUUAGCUCUCAUGGCAUAUGAUCGUUAUGUGGCCAUUUGCUGGCCACUGCGAUAUCCCAUCAUCAUGAGAAUGCCAAUGUGCAUGCAGAUGGCUGGGAUAUGUUGGUUUGGAGGCUUUUUCAAUGCUGCAGCACUGACAGUCUGCACAGUAAAUUUCCCCUUCUGUGGACCUAAUCAAAUCAACCAUUUCUUUUGUGAAGCACCAGCUGUGCUUCAACUAGCUUGUAUGGACACCUACGUGAUGAAGGUACUGAUCUUUGCACUGAGUGUAAUUGUCCUCAUGCUUCCUCUUAGCUUUAUAGUGAUCUCUUACCUCCACAUUGCCCGAGUGGUCUUCAAUAUGCAUUCAGCUGAGGGGCGACAAAGGGCUUUCUCUACCUGUGCCACACAUCUCAUCAUUGUUGUGUUGUUCUACAGCACCAUCAGCUUUACAUACUUGCAGCCCCAGUCUGAGCAUUCUGCAGAUCAAGAGAAGAAAGCUGCAGUCUUCUAUUCUUUGGUCUCCCCCAUGCUCAAUCCCAUCAUCUACAGCCUGAGGAACAAAGAUGUUAAAGAGGCUGUAGCUAAAGCAAUGGGGAAAGUUAAUUAA
Messenger RNA from Candoia aspera, 930 nucleotides. RefSeq names its product olfactory receptor 2G3-like. NCBI's taxonomy places the organism in Eukaryota, Metazoa, Chordata, Lepidosauria, Squamata, Candoiidae. The transcript has a single exon. Gene Ontology annotation, biological process: G protein-coupled receptor signaling pathway; detection of chemical stimulus involved in sensory perception of smell. Bases 1 to 930 code for a protein of 309 amino acids. The record is from RefSeq and is a predicted model, not a curated record. Gene Ontology annotation, cellular component: plasma membrane. Gene Ontology annotation, molecular function: olfactory receptor activity; G protein-coupled receptor activity.